Branchiostoma floridae (Florida lancelet) is the source of this 1811-nucleotide messenger RNA. RefSeq names its product alpha-tocopherol transfer protein-like. The record is from RefSeq and is a predicted model, not a curated record. Gene Ontology annotation, molecular function: phosphatidylinositol bisphosphate binding. Gene Ontology annotation, cellular component: membrane. Bases 165 to 1103 code for a protein of 312 amino acids. The transcript has 8 exons. Lineage: Eukaryota; Metazoa; Chordata; Leptocardii; Amphioxiformes; Branchiostomatidae.
UUCACUGCGUCUUCAACUCUCGCGAGAGUUGACCGAAAGUUUUCACCAGGAAAACGCAAAACGUUCCCUCUGAGGUCUCAGGUUUGUUUUCUUACGCUGCCAGGCAAAUAAGCAACGUUGCUUUGUGGUCCGGUACCCACAGGUUACCAUAAAUAGUCAUCAAAAUGGCAGAGGACGAGAAAUAUGUCUGCACUCUGAGCUCGGCCAUGAAGAAACUUGCAGAAGACGAGCUGAACGAGACGGACUUGAACCGCGACAGGGACAUCCAGGCCCUUCGGGAGAAGGUGAGGGGGAUGCCGGGACUGAACUCCCGCACGGACGGAGGGUUUCUGGUGCGGUUCCUGCGCACACGGAAGUACAACGUGGAGAGGGCUUUUCAGCUUGUCCAGUCAUACUACAAGGCGAGAACAGACGCUCCCGAGUUCUUUGACAACUUCACCCCAUCGUCCGUACGGCACGUGCUGGAGUCCGGGAUUAUAGCGGUGCUGAGGGAUAGGGACAGGGAGGGCAGGAGAGUCAUGGUCUUCAGAAUCGACAAAUGGGACCCUGUCGUCAUCACAUUGGCGGAUAUCUUCAAAGCGGGGUUCUUACUGAUGGAAAAAAUCAUCGAGGAGGAGGAGACACAAGUGGCCGGGGUGGUGUUUGUUGAGGACCUGGCGGGAAUGACUGCGAAUCACGUGUACUAUGCCUCGAGUCCUACACUGAUGUACAAGGGGUACGGAGCCUUUCAGAAUGCCUUCCCCUGUAGGAUUAAGGGUGGUCACUACUUGAACGAGUCUCCGCUGUUUGAUGGAGUUUUUGCCAUCAUCAAGCCAAUCUUGUCAGAGAAGAUCAAAUCUAGGAUCCAGAUGCACGGUAAGGUGUACAGCACCCUGCAUGCGUGUGUGGGGAAACAUGUCCUGCCACCCGAGUACGGAGGGGACGGACCGGACUACGACGACUCUGUCAAACUGUGGACUGACAGACUCAUGGCGUCUGAACAGGACUUCAUCAAGUUCAACAAGAAGGGAUUUGUUACCCACGGAAACCUGGGGACGAGCGCCACUGGGGACGAGACCAUGUCAGGAAUGGCGGGAAGCUUCAAAAAGCUGAACGUCGAUUGAGCUUUUAAGAGUGAAAAUCUUAGAUGAAUUGAACUUGACUGAAGAAAUAUGCAGUGUUGUAAGACCAUGUCCUCUUAUUUCGCACCUCAAUAACGAAUCUGAAUCUCCUUCAUUGUUUAUGGAAUUGUAUCAAUCGCUCAUCAUUCAAAGUGGGACUUGUACAUGUAGAUAUUGCUGUUGACGAAAUAUUUUGGCAAAGAAAAAGAAAUUGUCUUCUUCAACUAAUUUCUUAAAAAUAAUACAGAUGACAAGCAGAUCAAAACCACAUGUAAUUUUCAAAGCAAUUCUAAUUUUGAUUGAAAAUACACUUUGCUCUAUUACUGCAAGAGGGCGUACCUACACAAUCAUCGAAUAUAUGCGUGAAGUAUUGUAAUUCCAUGCCAUGCAGCACAGUAAGAGCAGCCCAUAAACCAGUUUGAUACAAAAUAAAAAUAUAUUGUGUAGAUACACAGAUAUCUGUCUUCAUUUUUGAUUCUGUAAGUUUCCAUAUGUUGAAGUGACAUUCAUUUCUUUUUGUCAUAGUUCAUAAGUCUAGAUACUUUCCUCCACGAGACUUGAAACUUGAAAAAUUCUACGAAAUAAGAUUUUGAGCAAUCACUCAUCAAUUUGUCUCAUAACACUUUUCUGUACAAGCUUUCUUCUGUAAAUAGAACAAAUGUGGCGUGACAAAGGAGCAGAAAGAAACGAAAUGGCACCGCGUAGAAAAAA